AUGAGUGAUGAUGACUAUGAUGUUGAGUUGGAGACAGCAGAAAAGCGAGCACAUCAUAAUGCAUUGGAACGUAAACGACGUGAUCAUAUUACAAACAGCUUCUCAAGUCUGAGAGAUUCUGUUCCAUCAUGUAAUCAAGGUGAAAAAUUUGACAGUCGUGCACAAGUAUUAAAAAAAGCAGCUGAAUACAUACAGUUUAUGAGGCACAAAAAUGCAUCACGUCAACAAUAUAUUAAUAAGAUCAAGCAGCAGAAUUAUAUUUUAGAAUCUCAGAUUAGAAUAAUGGAGAAAACCAAAGCUACAGGAAAUUAUGCAAUGGAAUCUAAUCAACUAUCUUUAGAUGUGUCAGGAUCAGAAAUUUCUGAUGUAUCAGAUAGCGAACUUCAGAAAUCUAAAAGGAGAUUAAAAAAGCAGAAGUUUAGUCAUUAG
This is a messenger RNA of Cinara cedri, 429 nucleotides long. The record is from the annotation of a GenBank genome assembly. Lineage: Eukaryota; Metazoa; Arthropoda; Insecta; Hemiptera; Aphididae.